This is a messenger RNA of Macroventuria anomochaeta, 2920 nucleotides long. RefSeq names its product putative dipeptidyl-aminopeptidase B. Gene Ontology annotation, molecular function: serine-type peptidase activity; dipeptidyl-peptidase activity. The coding region runs from base 121 to 2853 and encodes 910 amino acids. Gene Ontology annotation, biological process: proteolysis. NCBI's taxonomy places the organism in Eukaryota, Fungi, Ascomycota, Dothideomycetes, Pleosporales, Didymellaceae. The record is from RefSeq and is a predicted model, not a curated record. The transcript has 2 exons.
CUCACCCUCAGCUGCGCCUACCGUAGGCGGCCUUGCCUCCACAAUCUGUCAUCGCUGUUUUUCAUUCGACACAAAAACAUGUUAUAGUUGCAAACGUAUAAACCCCAUACCACCGCUACAAUGCCACGCGAGCGCGCCACGAACGAGGAGGAGGCGGAGCUGUUGGGAGGGCACGAGACGAAAGCGCGAAUCUCAGAAGACGGCUCAGAAGCUUCAGGAUCCUCGAUAUCGACCAUGUCUCUAGUCCUCGAACACAUCAACGACGGCGCACCGAACGGCACAUCGCAUUCCAAGCUGAACGAGAAGUACCGAGACGACGACAACUACGUGCCAGAGCGCGUGCGUGAACAGCUUGAUAUUGAAGAUGGGCGCUUCGAGCCUCUCAAGCCGGUGGACAAGAAGGCGCGACGUAUGCUGUGGAUUGUGGCCACAAUCUGCGCUAUCGGCUGGGGCCUGGCAUUGGUGUCGUUCCUAUACAGUGGGAGCUAUAAGCAUGCGUCUACCCAACCACAUGAUCCUCUAGCGAGUUCUACGAAGGGCUCGGGGAAGAAAGUCACUUUGGACCAAGUCAUGAGUGGCCAGUGGUACCCGACUACCCAGAGUGUUUCGUGGAUCUCAGGACCAAACGGCGAGGACGGCCUGCUGCUGGAGAAGGGCGUCGCUGGCAAGGACUACCUCGUUAUUGAGGAUAUCAGAAACAAGGACAAGAAAGGAAGCAAAGGGCAUACCACCUUGAUCAAGGAGAACAGCUUCAAGUUUGGAGAGACGUACGUCUACCCCGGUAAGGUCGUGCCGAGUAAGGACUUCAAGAAGGUGCUGGUGCAAUCUGAGUACCAGAAGAACUAUAGGCAUUCCUCUACGGGUCUGUAUUGGAUCUUCGACGUCGAAACGCAGACCGGUGAGCCUGUCGAUCCUGAGAAUCCUCAGGCUAGGAUUCAGAUUGCAUCCUGGUCACCGCAAUCGGACGCUGUCGUCUUCACACGUAACAACAACAUGUUCAUUCGCAAGCUCAACUCGAAGCAAGUCACCCAAAUCACGCAAGAUGGUGGUGCUGAGCUCUUCUACGGUGUACCAGACUGGGUCUACGAGGAAGAGGUUUUCCAAGGCGACAGCGCAACGUGGUGGUCGGAAGAUGGCAAAUACAUUGCAUUCCUACGCACAGACGAGUCAAUGGUUCCCACGUAUCCGGUGCAGUACUUCCUCUCCCGUCCCAGCGGGGAGAGACCGAAGGCUGGCGAGGAGAGCUACCCAGAGGUCCGCGACAUCAAGUAUCCCAAGGCUGGCGCGCCCAACCCAGUUGUAUCACUCCAAUUCUGGGAUGUCGAGAAGAGCGAGGUAUUCAGUAUCAACAUCGAAGACGACUUCGCCGACGACAAUCGUCUCAUCACCGAGAUCGUAUGGGCCGGCUCGACCAAGCAAGUCCUCGUCCGAGAGACCAAUCGCGAAAGUGACACACUCAAGCUUGUCCUCAUGGAUGUGGAAAAGCGCACUGGUAAGACUGUUAGGACAGAGAACGUCGCAGAGCUGGAUGGCGGCUGGAUGGAGGUCUCCCACACAACAACCUUUGUACCCGCCGACCCAUCGAACGGCCGCGAGCACGACGGCUAUGUUGACACCAUCAUCCAUGAAGGCUACGACCACAUUGGCUACUUCACACCCCUGGACAGUGAUAAACCCAUCCUGCUCACACAGGGUGAAUGGGAAGUCGUCGACGCGCCCUCGCGCAUAGAUCUUAAGAAGAACCUGGUCUACUACAUCUCCACCGAGCAUGGCUCUACCGAACGCCAUGCGUACGCCGUCAAACUUGAUGGCACUGGUAAGCAAGAAGUCAUAGAGAACAGUGGAAUAGGUUACCACUCCGCAUCCUUCUCCUCCGGUGGCUCGUUCGCCCUCAUCACCUACAAGGGCCCCGGCAUCCCAUGGCAAAAGAUCAUCUCCACGCCCUCCAACUCUGAGAAAUUCGAGCAGGUGCUCGAGGAGAACAAAAGCCUCGAGCGCUUCGCUGCAGCCCAUGAGCUACCCAUCCUCAACUACCAAACCAUCGAGGUCGAUGGGUUCAAGCUCAACGUGCUUGAGCGUCGCCCCCCGCACUUCAGCGAAAAGAAGAAGUACCCUGUGCUGUUCUACCAGUACUCCGGACCCGGAAGCCAGCAAGUGGACCGCAAGUUCACCGUCGACUUCCAGUCCUUCAUCGCCUCUUCUCUGGGAUAUAUCGUUGUCACCGUCGACGGGCGGGGCACCGGCUUCCUCGGGCGCAAGCUCCGCUGCAUUACGCGCGGCAACAUCGGUCACUACGAAGCGCUCGAUCAGAUCGCAGCGGGCAAGAUCUGGGCGAAGAAGAAGUACGUCGAUGAAGACCGGAUGGCUAUCUGGGGCUGGUCGUACGGCGGCUUCCAGACUCUGAAGACGCUUGAGACGGAUGCGGGUGAGACUUUCAAGUAUGGCAUGGCCGUUGCGCCGGUCACAGACUGGCGGUUCUAUGACUCCAUCUACACCGAACGCUAUAUGCACACUCCACAGCACAACGCCGCCGGGUACGACAACACCUCCAUCAGCGACGCCAACUCGCUAUCCAAAAACGUCCGCUUCCUGGUCAUGCACGGCAUCGCAGACGACAACGUGCACAUGCAGAACACCCUCACGCUGCUCGACAAGCUGGAUCUCGCCGGCGUGGAGAAUUAUGAUGUGCACGUUUUCCCGGACAGCGAUCAUAGCAUUUACUUCCAUAAUGCGAAUAGGAUUGUGUAUGAUAAGCUGACGUGGUGGCUGACGAAUGCGUUUAAUGGCGAGUGGUUGAGGUUGCAGAAUGUGAGGCCGAAGGUGGUGAGUGAGGGAAAGGAGAAGAGACGAUAGUGAAGUGCACAUGUUGAAUGGCGUUUCGGUUAGGUACCCGCAGUCAUCGAUAUUUUUUGAGUAGUGC